This is a messenger RNA of Camellia sinensis, 684 nucleotides long. The record is from RefSeq and is a predicted model, not a curated record. Lineage: Eukaryota; Viridiplantae; Streptophyta; Magnoliopsida; Ericales; Theaceae.
AUGGGGGCUCUAGCCCGGGAGAUGGCUGGGGCAUUGAGGGAGUCUAUGAACAUUUUGAGGGCGGAAACCCAAGUAAGGGAGACCGUUGCAGAGAUUAGAGCUAGCUUCCUCACGAGGGAGUUUUUAAGGGCCAAGCCGGAUGAAUUCCAUGGCGGCCCCGAUUCGAAGAAGGCAGAUGAAUGGUUAGAACAAACGGUAAAGACUUUUGAGAUGCUCCAUAUAGAGGAUAGCGAGUUGAGGAUGACCCUUGCAAGUUACCAUCUGAAGGGUGAUGCGGGCCAAUGGUGGAAGUAUGCCAAGGGCCGGAUAGCACCGACAUGGGAGGCUUUUGUAGUGGCUUUCCAAGACAAGUACCUUCCUCCCACGCGACGGAAGAAUGAGUUUGAGCAGAGGUUGAGGACAAAGAUCUUGUUCAAGGUUGCUGGGAAUAUGAUCCGAGAGUAUGAUCGCCUUGUGGAGGUGGCUGCACAUGUGGAGAUUAUUGUGGAGGCUGAGGAGGAGAGACUUCAGAAUUUGAGGUCUAGGGGCCAAGGGUCACAGGGGGACUUUUGGCCCAACAAGAAGAGUAAGAGCACCUUUUCAUCUCAGUCUCAGUCGCAACAGGCUAGAUCUACUUACCCCUUGCCUAGUGUGGGCCCGGGAAAGAUUGCACUGGGUGGGUUUUCAUGCUUCAAGUGUGGCUAG